Molecule: messenger RNA, 976 nt
Organism: Danio aesculapii
Lineage: Eukaryota; Metazoa; Chordata; Actinopteri; Cypriniformes; Danionidae
Product: CMRF35-like molecule 5
Exons: 6
Coding region: 1-966 (321 amino acids)
Source: RefSeq, a predicted model, not a curated record
AUGUUGGUGAUUCUGCUGCUCGUGUCCAGCUUCUCUACAGGUCAGUUUAACACUUUAACCUCCAUGUUUUCAAUUGUUGUCGGAGCUCCACGUACAUUUAGAGGAUACAGAGGAGAGAAACUGGACAUCAGAUGCUCAUAUGAGUCUGGAUAUGAGGCAAACUCAAAGUAUUUCUGUAAAGGCAAGGGGAUAUUUGGAAGGAAAGACAUAAUAAUUAAAUCAGGAUCUCCAGCAAAACAUGACAAAUUCUCUCUGACUGACGACAAGAAAAGCAGAGUUUUCACCAUCACCAUCACUGAUCUGAGAACAGAGGAUGCAGGAAGAUACUGGUGUGCUGUGGAGAGGAGUUUACCUUUAACUGAUGUCUAUUCAGAGAUUUCGCUGAAGGUUGAACAGAAUCAGGAAAACACUGAAGGUUCAUCUGUCAGCUCUUUCUCCAACACGCCGUCAUAUUUCAGCUCAACACAAGUGAAUCUGCAGUCCAGCAGCAGCACAGAUCAGCACAACUCUACAGCAUCACAUACUGAUCUGGGUUCAGUAGCAGGCGGUCUGGGUUCAGUUCUGCUGGUUCUGCUUCUGUGUUCUGGAACUUUUCUCAUCCUGAAAAAGAGGAAAAGGAAAUGUGAGACAGCUUUACCUCUGCAGAAUGUGCAGCAGAAUACUGAGACUGACUGCGUGUAUGAAGAGAUUCUAGACAGUGAUGUCAUCAUCACAGCUGAGUCUUCAUCCAAUCAGACGCCAGCAUCAGAUCUUAACACCCGCCCAGAAAAUGUUGUUUAUUCUACAGUAACCAAUCAGCAGCCUGAUUUACACUCCAGUCACACCCACUCAGCCAAUCAGGUGACAGAUACAGACUGUGAUUAUUAUGGCAAUAUUACAUCAUCAGAAAUAUAUGUAACCGCAACACAUCCACAAAACAACACAAAAGACGAUGCAAAUAUAUAUUCAUUGAUUAAACAUAAAUAAUACAACGUCA